AUGAAAAGGCAGAGAAGUUUAUUUUUCGUGUUUUGUUUGGCGGGUUCGGCGCUUGGGGAGGGGGAGGAGCGCCCGUUUCGGUUCGAGCCGUUUGCGCCGCAGACCGGCGCGCUGAAGAGCUUCUACCCGCGCGGCCGCGGAAAAGAGGAGGCGGCGAUGCUGUACAGCGCGGCCACUUUCCCGAACCCGUUCGUCGAGCCUGAACGCUGCGCGUUCGCCGCUCGAAAAACCCACUCUUGGCUCUGCGACCCCGAGAAACUGCUGCCUCCCCUCGAGGAAGCUGAACUUGAACUUGCACUGCUGCGGCUGCGCGACGAGCGCGCCCACGAAUGCGCCGACGGAAAGCUGCAUCAUUUCCAAGUAAUUGAAAAAUGGGGAAUCGGCAACAAGUCCUGCCACGAUGGAAUGGUCCUCAUGUUCGUCAAAAAUCAUCUCCUCGUUUCUCUCGUUGGCCGAGCCCGAGUGAACUUGACUUACCUCCUCUCGGGCUCUGUGGGGGCGGCGCUGAUAACGGGGGUGGAGUUGGUGGGGGGUCAGUUGCCGGAGGCUCCCACGGGUGCGUAA
Eimeria tenella is the source of this 564-nucleotide messenger RNA. RefSeq lists its product as uncharacterized. Gene Ontology annotation, cellular component: acetylcholine-gated channel complex. The record is from RefSeq and is a predicted model, not a curated record. The transcript is spliced from 5 exons. NCBI's taxonomy places the organism in Eukaryota, Apicomplexa, Conoidasida, Eucoccidiorida, Eimeriidae. The coding region runs from base 1 to 564 and encodes 187 amino acids.